Messenger RNA from Chaetomium strumarium, 732 nucleotides. RefSeq lists its product as uncharacterized. Bases 89 to 544 code for a protein of 151 amino acids. The record is from RefSeq and is a predicted model, not a curated record. Lineage: Eukaryota; Fungi; Ascomycota; Sordariomycetes; Sordariales; Chaetomiaceae. The transcript is spliced from 2 exons.
UCCGUAAGCCCCAUGGGCCGACCGCCAACGGACAGCAGCAGCUCAAACAACCAGGGCAGCACACGCGACUUCCCCGGGCAUUGAGACGAUGAGCGGUUGGCCGUCAGAAACACACCCGUGGCAGGAACUGAAGGGGGACGAGGCCGGCGAGACCAAGAAGGCGACGACAGCGGCCGCGCGGCCCAGCGACAGCGAUGGUCAUGGCGUCAGCUUCGACAACGGUGUCACGGCGGUCAGCUACGGGACUACUGCCGGCAGGAUUCCGACCGACGUGGAGAUGGGCCCGUUGGGGACGCACGCGAUAGACUCGGGCGCAGGGCCGCGUGCCGCCCCGUUCGGCUCCGUGUCGGCUGAUGCGGAUGCCGCCGGCGCGGACUCCGGCGUGGUGGAGACGGGCACGGCGCCUACAGCGGCCCAGUACAAGGUGUACAAGCGGCGAUGGUUUGGCUUGGUGCAGUUGACGCUGCUCAACAUUGUUGUUAGUUGGGAUGUAAGUGUAUCUCCUGUUCGUCAGCCGUGCCGUCUGCGUGGUUCAUCCCCGUAAGCUCAGGGGGUUAUUCGUUGGGUUGAAGGAUCCGCCCCUACUUAUUUAUAUUUAUAUCAUCGGCUCCCUGGUCAUGGUUGUGCUCAGUCAGCGCCCCGAAACCAUGCAUAGGUUAGCUUCUCUUAUUACCGAAGCCAAUCUCAUGGCCUGGCGUGUCUGAAUGUUGUUGGGAGCGGGCUUCAUGCCGA